AUGAUCUCUACCACUACUGCGACUGCCGACAAUGAGAAACAAGAGCAUAUCAGUACUGCUUAUGACGAUUUGCCUACGUUGGAUCAAGUUCUGCAUAGAAAAACCUUACCACCUGUCUGUCUAUACAACUUUUAUAUAGUUAUGAGAGACCGAUUAAAGCAAGAGGAGUUAUUAGACUUCUAUCUUGAUUUGCAACACCACGAACUGUUAUGGAACAAAUAUAUAAAGCAGUUAUAUAAAACUGGUUUCUUGACGGAAACCGACCUGUCAGAUGGAUAUCAAUCUCCCCGCAUUCUAAGUCGAUUAUCUGAGUAUAGCACUCCACAGCGGUUGCAAACUCCCUCGCCUAUUCCUCAAAAUGCCUCUUCGGUACGAACAAUAUCGAGUACAGCUACAGAUUUCAUAUUUCACAAUCUUAGUAAACAAGAUGUAACCGAAUCCGCACAGAGAUUGCUUUUACGCUAUUUGGUACCUUCUGCUACAAAAGAUAUCACAGCAUUUUUACCCAACGACUUGGUACAAAGACUACGGCAUGAGUUGGAAAGAGAAGAAGAGUUGCUCCCCCACACUGCAUCCUCAGCAUCCUCUCCAUCACCUGCCACGGUUCAACCAAGAAGAGACGAUCCUCUUCUAUUCCAGGAAGCAAAACAAUACGUUUUUAAUCAUUUACAAACAUACUGUUAUCCUAAAUUUCUUCGACUCAAAGUGUGGGGAAACAUUACACUACAUCAACAAUUGGGAAGACUCGUUAUUGGAUUGUUAUGCUUGUUGGCUGCUUUAACGACUUCACUAUCGUUCAUUUUCUUGGGUUAUGCACAAUGGGGCAAAAGGUUUUGGCUUCUGCUACCCUACUGGUUUGGUAUUUAUAAUUUGCUAGUGUUCCUAACAGGUUUAGAUCCUAUUUGGGUGCUUGUAUUCAACAAAAGUGAAACGACUACAUUCAAAUUCAAUACUAUCAAGCAGCCACAAGUCAAACGAAUAUUAAUUCCUCGAUCCAUCUGGUUAUUAUUUGUCAUUACUAUCAUUUCUAUCACUUGCACCAUCCUAUUUUGUGCCAUACCCUCUAGACGUUUAUAA
Mycotypha africana is the source of this 1077-nucleotide messenger RNA. RefSeq lists its product as uncharacterized. The record is from RefSeq and is a predicted model, not a curated record. Gene Ontology annotation, biological process: intracellular protein localization. The coding region runs from base 1 to 1077 and encodes 358 amino acids. NCBI's taxonomy places the organism in Eukaryota, Fungi, Mucoromycota, Mucoromycetes, Mucorales, Mycotyphaceae. The transcript has 3 exons. Gene Ontology annotation, cellular component: plasma membrane.